AAUCAUCUCUCUCUCGCUUCCCCCAUUUGUUUAUUCAAAAAUCUUCGCUAAGCAUGUCGUCGCUUUCCGAUCCGGCUGCUGGCCCUCACCAACCCCACCACUUCGAUCUGCAGUCUGCCAGCGAGGUCCCUGACUCCUAUGCAUGGCCGACCUUACAUGGCCAGCCAUCUGCGUCGGAGCCCAUGCCGGUCAUCGAUCUUGCCGACCGCGAUGCUGCCGGGUCGAUAGGCCGUGCAUGCAUGUCGUGGGGCGCAUUUCAGGUCACAGGACACCGCAUCGCUCCACGCCUUCUGGAUGCUAUCGAGGCCGAGACACGCCGCCUCUUCUUGCUCCCAAUCCAGCAGAAACUAAAGGCAGCAAGCUCUCCUGAUGACAGAUCUGGUUAUGGCCCCAUCCCUCUUUCUGCCUUUUGCGACAAGCUCAUGUGGUCGGAGGGCUUCACCAUCUCGGGGUCCCCGGUGGACCACGCUCGCAAGCUCUGGCCCCAUGACCAUGACAAAUUCUGUGAUGCAAUAGAAGAAUACAAGAAGGAGAUGAAGGCUCUCUCCGGGUGGCUGAUCGGACUGAUCCUUCUCUCACUGGGCCUAAAGUUUGAGGACGUCGCUUGGGCUGCUCCAGUUGGAAAUUUGCCGCCGGACUUGACCGGCACGCUACGAUUGAACUCAUAUCCGCCGUGCCCGGAGCCGGACAAGGCCAUGGGCAUGUUAGCCCACACCGACUCAAGCCUGUUGACGAUCCUGUACCAGAGCGGCACCACCGGGCUCCAGGUGCUGCGGGACGAGGACCAGAGUAGUCCGGCCCGGUGGGUGACGGUGCCGCUGCUGCCGGAGUCUCUGAUCGUGCUUGUGGGAGAUUUGCUCCACAUACUAUCCAAUGGCCAGCUCAAGACCGCCCUCCACCGGGUGGUCGUCGACCGGAUCCAGCACCGUGUGUCGGUGGCGUAUUUCUUCGGGCCUCCGGGUAACGUGAAGGUGUCGCCCAUUGAAAAAUUGGUGGGCCCCGGGCGGGCCCCUGCGUAUCGGGGUGUUACGUGGGCGGAGUACUUGGGCAUCAGGAUGAAGCUCUUUGACAAGGCGCUGGCAUCGCUGAAGGAGCAAGAGGAAUCAAAGGAGGUCUGUGAUGAAUAAUGAUCAGCUGUCUCAGGGAAACGAUCUUAUCCGUUUUGAAUAAUAAGAAUGUAAGUUUGGACGCGAUGACGUCGCUACUGGUGGAUUUUUCUUCUUUCAUUUUGUUCGUUUCUAUAUAUGGUUGUUGCCACUCCGGGUUGCAAAGCAAAUGGCGAAGCUCCAGGGAA
Molecule: messenger RNA, 1294 nt
Organism: Elaeis guineensis (African oil palm)
Lineage: Eukaryota; Viridiplantae; Streptophyta; Magnoliopsida; Arecales; Arecaceae
Product: gibberellin 3-beta-dioxygenase 1
Source: RefSeq, a predicted model, not a curated record